CGCGAGCUCCUGGCUUCCAGGUCCGCUUCCGGGCCAUUCUAGGCCCUUCCCGGCCUCCGCUCCCUUGCAGUCCGCGUCCUGCCCCAGAACGCUGUCGUCUCACAGGCACGCGCUCUCCCCACUUCCCGCCCCGGCCCCGCCCCCGCGCCAGGUUUGAAGACUCGGUCCCGCCACGGUGGGCGGGUCGUGUGUCCUGCCAGCCGCAGAGGACCCAUGGCUUCCCGCCCACGGCGAGCGUCUCUGGAGUAGUAAUUGACAGACAUCCUAUGUGGGAUAGGAUUUAGUCUCCCCAUACUUCUGAACCAAUGAAGAGAAAAUGGGAAGCGAAACUGAAGCAAAUUGAAGAACGAGCAUCCCAUUAUGAGAGGGAACCAUUGUCCUUGGUGUACAGACCAAGAUUGUCUAAGCCAGAAGAACCACCAUCCAUUUGGAAACUAUUUCAUCGGCAAACUCAAGCUUUUAAUUUUGUUAAAAGCUGUAAAGAGGACGUUCAUGUAUUUGCUUUGGAAUGCAAAGUGGGCGAUGGACAACGUAUUUACCUCGUAACAACGUAUGCUCAACUUUGGUUUUACUAUAAAUCCCGAAGAACUCUCUUACACUGUUAUGAAGUCAUUCCUGAAAAUGCUGUGUGCAAGCUUUAUUUUGAUUUGGAAUUUAACAGACUUGCCAAUCCAGGAGCUGAUGGGAAAAAGAUGGUUGCAUUACUCAUUGAGCAUGUUUGUAAAGCACUUCAACAGUUUUACAGGGUUAGUUGUUCAGCUGAAGAUGUUCUCAACUUGGAUUCUAGCACCAGUGAAAAAUUUAGCCGCCAUUUAAUAUUUCAACUCCGUGAUGUGGCAUUUAAAGAUAAUAUUCAUGUUGGUAAUUUUGUGAGAAAAAUUUUAGAGCCUGCUUUUCACUUAAUUGCUAGUGAAGAUGAUGAUAUGACUCCAGAGACAACGGGCCAUGAAUUUUCCCAUUUUUCUGAAACACCAAUUAAACAAGGAAUUUCCUUUAGCAAAAAGUCCACAGAUGAGGAUAUAGGAGAGAGCUGGACAACGAAUUCAGAGAAACUGGAGAGGCUGGGGUCAGCUAAGCAAAGCAGUCCUGAUCUUUCAUUUUUAAUUGUGAAGAAUAACAUAGGAGAAAAGCAUCUUUUUGUGGAUCUAGGAGUUUAUACAAGAAAUAGAAACUUUCGACUGUAUAAAUCAUCAAAAAUAGGAAAGUAUGUGCCUUUGGAGGUUGCUGAAGAUAACAAAUUUUAUCCUAUACAAUCGAAGAAUAUUUCCAUAGAAAAUCAAUAUUUCCUCUCUGCUUUGGUCAGCAAUGUCAGAUUCUCAGAUACUUUACGAAUUCUGACAUGUGACAUAUCUCAAAAUAAACAAAAACGAGUUGAGUAUUUUAACCAUACCAGUACUUCAGUAGAAACCAUUGAAGGUUUUCAGUGUUCACCUUACCCCGAAAUUGAUCAAUUUGUUCUCUUGUUGGUGAAUAAAAAUGGCAUUAAAGGAGGAAUUCGGCGUUGGAACUACUUUUUCCUGGAAGAAUUAUUGGUUUAUGAUAUUUGUAAAUACCGCUGGUGUGAAAACAUUGGAAGAGCCCACAAGAGUAAUAAUAUCAUGAUUUUGGUUGACCUGAAAAAUGAAGUUUGGUAUCAAAAAUGUCAUGACCCUAUAUGUAAAGCAGAAAACUUCAAAUCUGACUGUUUCCCAUUACCUGCUGAAGUGCGUCUCCUAUUUCUUCUCAAAGAGGAAGAGGAGUUUACAGCAGAUAAAACAAGGAACAGUGAAACCAAGAAUCCUCGUGAACCAUCAUCUAGUGCAUCGUCAAAAGGUACAUUUUCUGAUGCUGACUGGGAUAAUGGCAUUGAUGAUGCGUAUAUUUUGGAGGCUACAGAAGAUGCUGAAUUGGCAGAAGCUGCAGAGAACAGUCUUCUGGGUUAUAAUGGAAUUGAUGAAAUUCCUGAUGAACUAAUUAUAGAAGUAUUACAAGAAUAGCUAAUUAUGGACACUUACAUAAGUAGGCUGUAAUUUGCUUGAAAACAGAUUUAAUAACAAACUGUAGUAACUUAUAAAGCCUGUUGCAUCAGCUAAGUUUUAUUACUUUGCUUCCAAAUCUUAUUUAUUGAAGUAAACCACUUUUAUUGAAAAUUAGCUCCAGUGUGCUUAAAUUCAGUGUAAGUCUCCUUAUUUGAUUAACCAAAGUUAUUAGUCUUUGUUCAUAUCGGCUUAAUUUUGCAUGUUUAUUUUUACGGUAAAACUUUUGUACGUCUAGGGCUGAUUAGGUGUCAACAUUUUAAAACAUUUUGAAACUCAUUACUUGACAUUAAGCAGAAAAAUUAACUAUGGCCUCUAAAACUACUAUACCUAGCCAUUUAAUUUUAAUGACAAAGUAAGAUUAAAUUCUGGUGACAAGACCAUACAACCAGCCUGAACAAUUAGACAAGUUUACUUUUUUUAAAUGUACCUGAGAAUGUUGCUAUAACAAUUAAAAGAAAUAAUCAAUUCAAAUUAAGAGUAAUAAAGUUUGGGGUUUUUUUCCCCCAUCUCCUUUGUGGAAAAAUACAUACAGUUUCAGAAGGCAACAGGCAGUAGCAUGAGACUAAUCUUUAUAUGUGCACACUUUAGUAGACUGGUCUCAUUUCUGGUCAAGGAGCUUCUCUAAUUGAUAGUUGAUAUUUUGAAGAUGGUUUUCAGCUCCCAAAAGGGGUCUUGCUUUGAAUAGCAGAGCUGGAAGGCUGGAUGAAUCAUACUGUUGAGGGAAAAUAUUUAGAAUAACAAAUAUCAAAAACUUCUAGAACCCUAUCCAUUUUACGUAGCUCAAUGUUAUGACCAAAUGCCAAUAUUAAUAGAGGUUUCCCUGGAUCACUCUUCCUCUCAUUUUUUUUUGAUAAAUUGCCUUAGGACAACUGAUAAAUAAGGUUGCAAGGGAACUGCUCUGCAAAGCUUGAGCUAAUUCAUCCCGGGAGAUAAGUUGGCUCUAAGAACUGUGGCAUCUGAAUUAUUUAAAACAAAAUCAUCCCUGAGACAGGGUAAGACCUGGUUUGGGCAAGUCAGCUAGAGCUCUGUGGGGUCGGCUUGAUCUCAUGCUAUUUUA
This is a messenger RNA of Balaenoptera ricei (Rice's whale), 3075 nucleotides long. RefSeq names its product primase and DNA directed polymerase (gene PRIMPOL). Gene Ontology annotation, biological process: replication fork processing; DNA replication, synthesis of primer; error-prone translesion synthesis. Gene Ontology annotation, cellular component: mitochondrial matrix; nucleus. The transcript has 13 exons. Lineage: Eukaryota; Metazoa; Chordata; Mammalia; Artiodactyla; Balaenopteridae. The record is from RefSeq and is a predicted model, not a curated record. The coding region runs from base 306 to 1976 and encodes 556 amino acids. Gene Ontology annotation, molecular function: DNA-directed DNA polymerase activity; chromatin binding.